CUUCGAUCAAGCAAGGCAGUACGCCCAUGUUCUCGGCAACUCGACUCAACCUCCCAGCGCUCAUGGCCAUGCUGUGCCAGACGCUUGCCAAGGUCUCUAUCGGGUGUCCAUCGCGCGCUCCAAGCAGCGGCCCCGGCGGACGUUGUCGUCGAGUACGUGCAGUCCGACGUGGUGAAGUUCAUGAUAGCGGUAACGCUCGAGUCGGUGCUCGAUCAAGGCGGUUCACUUCACGCCCGACGGACCGACAUGUACUCUGCGCUGGCCGCUGACAUGACCAAAACCGCGGACGACCUCGUGUCGCAAUUUCCCGUAGUGCAGUGUACACAUGUAUGGAUCAAGAAGGCUGCGUUCUGCACGUCGUUGACCAAGGACCAAGUCCACGGCAUCGCAGCGAUGGCGUCUGUCAAGAAGAUCGACAUGCCAUUCACCGUGCGCCUGCACUCGACGCUGGAUGGCGGCGUCGCAGUGCCCCAAUACAAGAACGCACAGGCGAAAAAUGUUGAAGCGGUUGGCAUGAACGUCUCCCACGACUGUACAACUGUGCAAUGGGGUGUAGACACCGUUGGCGCGCCAAACUUGUGGCGCCAUGGCAUCACAGGGCGCGGCGUUGUCGUGGGGUCCAUUGACACCGGCGCGAACGCCGAACACGACGCGAUCAAGCACAACUUUCGACGGCGCAAGGGGUGGUUCAACCCGUACGCGAAGGGCGGGUCGGACAACGAACUGCCCGUCGACUCGCACGUCCACGGGACCCACACGAUCGGGACGAUGGUCGGGGCCAACGGGAUCGGCGUCGCUCCCGACGCGGAAUGGAUUGCAUGCAUGGGCAUGAACAGCACUACGGGAAGCCAGCUCGCCCUCGUGCAAUGCGCGCAGUUUAUGAUGUGCCCGACGCGACGGGACGGCACGCACCCCGAGUGCAAACUCGGUGCGGAUGUUGUGAACAACAGCUGGGGCGACGACAGCAACGAGUACAACGGGUGGUUCGAAGACAUCGUGGCGAUUUGGCAGUUUGUUGGGAUCACGCCAGUCUUCUCGGCGGGGAACAGUGGCCCCAAAUGCGCCACCAUGGGCAACCCGUCGCGGUACCCAAACGUCGUGGCCGUCGGGUCGUACGAGAACGACCCAACUCAGCUCGUGUUCUUCAGUUCGAAAGGUCCAGCGUUCAAGGCGGCGGCGAUGACGAAUUCCUUGCCAUCAGCGGGAUGGCGCGGCAAGACAGAUGUCGUCGCCCCGGGCUUCUUCACCGUAUCGGCUCAUGCCAAGGACCCAGAGGGUUACAUAGCCCUUGCGGGAACGUCGAUGGCGUCGCCGCAUGUCGCGGGUGUCAUCGCGCUCUUGAAAGGCAAGCUAAAUGACCUGACGUACGAGGAGAUUUUCGGCCUCUUGACCACGACAGCUGAUCGCGACAUGCUUCAGCCAGAGCCGCAGGAAUGGAAGUUGAAAAACGGCACGGUGAUCGGUCAUGGGGCGGUCAACUGCGGCGACGCGCCGGACAAUGCAUGGCCAAAUCACCGGUACGGAUUUGGUCGCGUGAAUGCAGCCAACAUGGUCGACUCGGACGGGAACCUGAAGCUCAAUGAUGGCGGCAGGAGUCCGACCCCCGCACCGACGGUCACACAUGAACCUGCUCCCACCACCACACCGUCAAAAACUCGAGUGUGCACGGCGCCGGAAUUGAACGUCGACAUCCCUGGACAGGACAUCUACGGCGUCGAGGCGGCCGAUUCGGCCGACUGUUGCGGGCUUUGCCUGGAACUUGAGGCAUGUGUGGGGUACUCCCACCGCGAAGGCGUGUGUUUCCUCAAGGGAACAAUUGGCGAACGCAUGGCUAAGGACGGCGCGAUAUCGGCCCAAGCGGUUGAGUAAGCCUUCACCCCGGACAUGUCUCCUCUAGAGCGAGAUCUUCGUCUUUCCAAUCAAUCACAAGAUUGAAAUGUUCGCUUUACUCAACAUGCGGGUGCUCGUUGCUACA
This is a messenger RNA of Aphanomyces invadans, 1975 nucleotides long. RefSeq lists its product as hypothetical. The record is from RefSeq and is a predicted model, not a curated record. Gene Ontology annotation, molecular function: serine-type endopeptidase activity. The transcript has a single exon. Gene Ontology annotation, biological process: proteolysis. Bases 181 to 1869 code for a protein of 562 amino acids. Lineage: Eukaryota; Oomycota; Saprolegniomycetes; Saprolegniales; Verrucalvaceae.